Astyanax mexicanus (Mexican tetra) is the source of this 1406-nucleotide messenger RNA. RefSeq names its product nudC nuclear distribution protein (gene nudc). The record is from RefSeq and is a predicted model, not a curated record. Gene Ontology annotation, biological process: protein folding. NCBI's taxonomy places the organism in Eukaryota, Metazoa, Chordata, Actinopteri, Characiformes, Acestrorhamphidae. The transcript is spliced from 9 exons. Gene Ontology annotation, cellular component: cytoplasm. Bases 117 to 1130 code for a protein of 337 amino acids.
UGUAGCUAGGAAGCGGCUGCGUGUUUUCCUGUCUGUGAAUAACGUGCCUCCGCUGGUCCGCUGCUCCGCGCUGUUCGUUGUUUCUGAGCGCAGUCUGAGACUCAGGGCUGUUAGAAAUGGGAGAUGAUGAGGAGAAGUAUGACGGGAUGCUGCUGGUUAUGGCGCAGCAGCACGAAGGAGGAGUGCAGGAGUUGGUGAACACAUUCUUUAGCUUUCUCAGACGAAAAACAGACUUUUUUACUGGAGGUGAAUCUGGAGCUCCAGAGAGGUUGGUAAAGGAGGCAUUUGCCCAUCACAGUCAGCUGGCGCUCCAGGCCCAUAAGGACAAACAGUCCAAACAGGAGAAGGAGAAGAAAGAGAAAGCAGAAAGAGCUGCUAAGCUGAAAGCUGAAGAGGAGAGAAAAAAGAAAGAGUUGGAGAACGAACCCAGAAUUAAAGAACUGACGGAUGAGGAAGCGGAGAGACUGCAGACAGAGAUAGAUCAGAAGAAAGACAAAGAAGAGCAAAAGGAGAAAAAAGACACUGAAAGCAGUGCUGCCGAUACAUCUGAUAAAGCAGAAAAAGGGUCUGAAUCUGAAGGAGAAGAAGAUGAGAAGGAUAAGAACAAAGUAAAACCUAAUUCUGGGAAUGGAGCAGAUCUGCCCAACUACAGAUGGACACAGUCCUUGUCAGAAGUGGAUUUGAUAGUGCCUUUUGAUGUGAAGUUCCGGCUGAAGGGUAAAGAUGUUGUGGUGGAUGUCCAGAGACGUUCUCUGAAGGUGGGCUUAAAAGGCCACCCACCUGUGAUUGAUGCUGCAUUGUUUAAUGAGGUGAAAGUGGAGGAGAGCUCCUGGCUUAUUGAGGAUGGGAAAGUAGUGACGGUUCAUCUGGAAAAGAUAAAUAAAAUGGAGUGGUGGAACAAGUUGGUGACGACAGAUCCUGAAAUCAACACCAAGAAAAUCUGCCCAGAGAACUCCAAGCUCUCUGAUCUGGAUGGCGAGACACGCAGCAUGGUGGAGAAGAUGAUGUAUGACCAGAGGCAGAAAUCCAUGGGCCUGCCCACCUCUGAGGAGCAGAAGAAACAGGACAUCCUGAAGAAGUUCAUGGAGCAGCAUCCUGAGAUGGAUUUUUCCAAAGCGAAGUUCAGCUGAAAGCCGCUGUUCUCUCUUCUGUGGACAAGCUUUUGCUGAAGACACACCAGGCACCCUUAAAUUAAAAUCAGCGUCCGCCCUGUUUCUCCCCUUUACAGACUGUUGGUUUAUUCCUUUGCUGUUCUUUACCUUUUUUUUUGUUAACCAUUAAAGACUGCAUGGCCGUCUCAGUUGAACUGUACUGUCAGACAGAUGUACUGUCUUCUGAAUAUUUAAACGAUUGCAUUUUUUUAAAUAAAAAAUUCAAACAUCACCACCCAGUGAGCUGUAAAAGUC